AUGUUGGAGCAGUACCUGUGCUGUUUUGUGAACCAGCAGCAAAAUGAUUGGGCAGACUACCUGGCAGUGGUGGAGUUUGCAUUCAAUAACUCACAGCAUACAUCCACGCAACCUUAUGACAACGAGGAGCCGUCUGAGUACAAAGUUGCCAGUAUCCGGGAAUUCCCGAUGGCUGAAGCGACGGUUCCAAUACCUGAUUCAAUGUGCUAUGGGCUGGAGGAUUUUACCUGGGAGAAUGUGACCUUCGUGCAUUUUAUUAUCAUUCUUCCCAUUACUUUUAAAAAGCGGCUAACCCAGUUGGUGGUUCUUUCUCUGUUCCGUGCCACCCCGUUCCCUUUCCACCCUCGCCCCGCAGAUGACACCGAAGACGUGUGCAUCGUGGAACGGCUCUUCUCCAGCAGCCUCGUCGCCAUCGUCAGCCUCCGGGCGCCUCGCAAGCUGAAAGUCUGCCACUUCAAGAAAGGGACGGAGAUCUGCAACUACAGCUACUCCAACACGAUCCUGGCUGUCAAGCUGAACAGGCAGAGAUUGAUCGUCUGCCUGGAAGAAUCUCUGUACAUACAUAACAUACGGGAUAUGAAAGUUCUGCACACCAUCAGGGAGACGCCUCCUAAUCCUGCGGGAUUGUGUUCCCUCUCCAUAAACAAUGAUAACUGUUACCUCGCCUAUCCGGGGAGCGCGAGCAUUGGCGAAGUCCAAGUUUUCGACACCAUCAACCUGAGGGCUACCAACAUGAUCCCCGCUCACGACAGUCCGCUGGCUGCCCUGGCUUUCGACGCAAGCGGUACGAAGCUCGCCACGGCCUCCGAGAAGGGCACGGUGAUCCGGGUAUUUUCCAUUCCAGAGGGGCAGAAGCUCUUCGAAUUCCGACGGGGCAUGAAGAGGUGAUGGCAAUUGAAAGAUUGGGGGGU
Thamnophis sirtalis is the source of this 911-nucleotide messenger RNA. The record is from RefSeq and is a predicted model, not a curated record. NCBI's taxonomy places the organism in Eukaryota, Metazoa, Chordata, Lepidosauria, Squamata, Natricidae.